Messenger RNA from Nakaseomyces glabratus, 987 nucleotides. RefSeq names its product Vps74p (gene VPS74). Gene Ontology annotation, biological process: Golgi vesicle budding; Golgi organization; retrograde vesicle-mediated transport, Golgi to endoplasmic reticulum. Gene Ontology annotation, molecular function: phosphatidylinositol-4-phosphate binding. Gene Ontology annotation, cellular component: trans-Golgi network; cytosol; Golgi cisterna. NCBI's taxonomy places the organism in Eukaryota, Fungi, Ascomycota, Saccharomycetes, Saccharomycetales, Saccharomycetaceae. The record is from RefSeq and is a predicted model, not a curated record.
AUGUCCACUUUACAGCGUCGUAGGGUGAAUAAGAGUGAAAAUGCUAGCAAUGGCAUUGAGGACAGAGAGGAUGAUGGUACUAGCAGUGGUAAGAUUGCUUAUGACCCGGAGGAGUCUAAGCUACAGAACGAUUCCAAGCAGCCUACGUUGACAUUGAUGGAGGAAGUUUUACUGAUGGGUCUCAGAGAUCGUGAGGGUUACUUGUCCUUUUGGAACGACAGUAUAUCUUAUGCGCUUCGUGGCUGUAUCCUGAUCGAAUUGGCCUUGAGAAAUAAGAUUCGGAUUUUGGAUGCUCCGGCCAGAAUGAGAUUUGAUAUAUCUGAAAGACUUAUCGAGGUGAUAGACAGCAGUAAGACAGGUGAAGUUUUGCUGGAUGAGACUUUACAAUUGAUGGUGAACGACGAACCUUUGUCUAUUGCAAACUGGAUUGACUUGCUAAGUGGUGAGACUUGGAACCUGUUGAAGAUAAACUAUCAAUUGAAACAAGUUAGAGAGAGAUUGGCCAAGGGACUGGUAGAUAAAGGUGUAUUAAGGACGGAAAUGAAGAAUUUCUUUUUGUUUGAUAUGGCUACACACCCAGUUUCAGAUUCGAGUUGUAAAGAAGCCAUUAAGCGCAGAAUACUAUCCGUCUUAGUCUCCAGAAAUAUGGAAAUUUCAUACAACAGCUAUUUUCCGGAAUCUACCAAUUUUAAAUUGAUCAGAACAGUAUCCUUGAUAGCGGGUGCAUAUGGGGCUAACGUAUUGGAAAAUGUCAUAAGUUCACUAGAAUACGACAAGAGAGAUAAAGCCAUCACACGAGCAGAAGAAAUUCUGGCACAAUUUUCACAAUAUCCAUUUGACUUGCAGAAAGAAUCCAAAGAUGGGAUCUCCGUUAACUUGAACAAGGAAUUACAAGAAGAAUUAGAGUCGAAUCCAGGAAGUGAUUUAAAACUUGAAGUUAUUGCUGGUGUAUUUGAAGUUUUCUCUAGAAUGGACAUGCUAUUAUAG